CGGGUGCUAUGAUCUCCAACUUUUUGUGUUAAAUUUACUUUGUCACGUUAUUCCCGGUCUUGGUUGCGGUACUUUUAUAAUUCAAGAUGUCGAAUGUCACCUUUUACAUUUCCAACCUGUUGGAAAAAAUGACAUCUACUGAUAAAGACUUUCGGUUUAUGGCCGCCAAUGACCUGAUGAUGGAGCUUCAGAAAGACUCGAUUAAACUGGACGAGGAGAGCGAGAGGAAGAUCGUGGCCAUGCUGCUCAAACUCCUGGAGGAUAAAAACGGGGAGGUUCAGAAUCAGGCUGUCAAAUGUCUUGGUCCUCUGGUGGGAAAGGUAAAGGAAUGUCAGGUGGAGACGAUGGUGGACACGCUUUGUUCCAACAUGGUGUCCAAUAAAGAGCAGCUGAGAGACAUUUCCAGCAUGGGCCUGAAAACCGUCAUCGCUGAACUGCCACCAGCACCUACAGGUUCGAGUCUUACGGUCAACGUCUGUAAGAAGAUCACAUCUCAGCUGAUCGGCGCUCUGGGAAUGCAGGACGAUGUGUCUAUUCAACUGGAGGCUUUGGAUAUUCUCUCUGACAUGCUAGGCAGGCUGAGCGCUGCUCUCACGAGCUUCCAUCAGUCGAUUCUCAGCAGCCUCCUCGCCCAGUUCAUAAGCCCUCGUAUGGCUGUAAGAAAACGCUCCAUCAUCGCCCUGGGUCACCUGGUGCCCAGCUGUAGCCCCGCCCUCUUUACCCAGCUCACAGAACAUCUGAUGAGCGAGCUGUCCCGCGGACCGCCCACCGCCAACGUGCGGACCUACAUCCAGUGCCUGGCUACGGUCAGCAGACGAGGAGGACACAGGAUUGGUGAACACCUGGAGAGGAUUGUGCCCAUGGUGGUGAAGUUUUGUAAUGUAGAGGAUGAUGAGCUACGUGAGUUCUGCUUUCAGGCCUUUGAAGCUUUUGUUAGCAGAUGUCCAAAGGAAAUGUCCUCUCACAUCCAAACGAUUAUCAAGUUGUGUCUGAAGUACAUCACCUACGACCCCAAUUACAACUACGAUGCUGACGAUGACCAAGACGAUGGCAUGGACGUUGAGAACAGGGACGAUGAAGAUCAGGAGUCAGAUGAUGAAUAUAGCGAUGAUGACGACAUGAGCUGGAAGGUGCGGCGUUCCUCUGUUAAAUGUCUGGAGGCCAUCAUCAGCAGCCGCAGGGACCUUCUGGUGGAGCUCUACGGGUCUGUAGGUCCAACCCUGGUGUCCCGCUUCAAAGAACGAGAGGAGAAUGUUAAGACUGAUAUUUUCUUAGCUUUCGUGGCAUUGCUGAGGCAGACGAGAGACCCUCACAGUCCUCCUCUGGACACAGCGGCUAAAGUGGAACCAGCUGUCACUCUGUUGAAGAAACAGGUGCCGACAAUAGUAAAGGCGUUACACAGACAGCUGAAGGAGAAAAGCAUGAGAUGUAGACAAGGCUGUUUUAGUCUCCUGACAGAGAUGGCCAAUGUGCUGCCGGGUCAACUAGGAGAGCACGUACCAGCCCUCAUUCCAGGUAUUGUUUACUCCUUGACCGACAAGUCAACCUCUUCAAAUAUGAAGAUCGAUGCUCUUUCUUUCCUCUAUGUCCUUCUAAGUAGCCACAACCCAGAGGUCUUCCACCCACACAUCAAGGUCAUCUUACCUCCUGUAAUCCAGUGCAUCGAAGAUCCCUUUUAUAAAAUCACAUCUGAAGCCCUCCAAGUCACCCAACAGAUAGUGAAGAUCAUCCGACCGCUGGAUAAACCCAGCUCAUUCGACAUCAAGCCUUACGUGAAGAAUGUGUUCUCUUGUACGCUAAAGAGGUUGAAGGCGGCUGAUAUAGACCAAGAGGUCAAAGAGAGGGCCAUUUUCUGCAUGGGUCACAUUUUGAGUCAUCUAGGUGACCAGCUUGGAGCCGACCUGCAGCCCACCUUGCAGAUAUUUCUGGAGAGGCUUAAAAACGAAAUCACAAGACUUAUUGCGAUAAAGACGUUGACCCUCAUUGCGUCAUCACCACUUAAAAUCGACCUAAAACCAAUUUUAACAUAUGGCAUCCCAAUACUCGGAUCCUUUUUGCGGAAGAACCAGCGUGCCCUUAAGUUAAACACGAUAACAGCCUUGAACGUCAUUGUUGCCAACUACAGCGAUAGCUUCAAGCCCCCGAUGAUUGAAUCUAUUUUGAUGGAGGUGCCUGGAUUGAUUCAGGAGAGCGAUAUGCAUGUCUCGCAGGUGGCCAUCACGCUUAUCACCUGCAUGGCCUAAGUUUGUCCAAAUUGCUUGAGCAAGAUCGGGGGCACCAUCUUGCCCGAAGUGCUCAACUUAGUCCAUUCCCCAUUGCUACAAGGAGGUGCCCUAAAUUCAAUGCUCGACUUCUUCCAGGUCCUCGUGGCAACCAAGGCCAACAAUAUGAGCUACAAUGACCUCCUAAAGGCCUUAAAGGGGCCGUUUUACGAAGCAAAGUCGUUCGACACAUUCGCGCAUAAACAGCCCUACUACUCGGUGGCCAAGUGCAUAGCGGCGUUGUCGGCUGCCUGUCCCAAAGAAGCCUCCGGAGUGGUCACAAACUUCAUCCAAGAGGUCAAGAACCCCAAAUCAUCGGAGUCGGUGAGGAUUCUAGCGCUGCUGAGUCUUGGGGAAAUUGGACGCUUUAUGAACUUCGAAGGACAGAAGGAGCUUAAGGGGGUCAUAAUGGAGGCUUUCGGAUCCCCGAAUGAGGAAGUUAAGUCUGCUGCAUCCUUCACGCUGGGAAACAUCUGCGUCGGAAAUUUAGGAGAGUACCUGCCGUUCAUGCUGAAGGAGAUUGGAAGCAAACCGAAGAGACAGUAUUUACUUCUGCACUCGCUGAAGGAGAUGAUCAGCGCUUUAUCCGCAGAGAGUCUCAAACCUCAUGUGGAGAACAUCUGGGCGCUUUUGUUCAAACACUGUGAAUGUGCAGAGGAGGGCACGCGCAAUAUCGUCGCCGAAUGUUUGGGGAAACUCACUCUGGUUAAUCCGUCUGAGCUUCUGCCUAGGCUAAAGAAACAACUCACUUCAGGUUCUCCACUUUCCCGCAGUACAGUUGUAACUGCAGUGAAGUUCACCAUAGUCGAUCACCCCAUGCCCAUAGACUCACUUUUAAAAGGAUGCAUUGGUGACUUCUUGAAAACUCUUCAGGACCCUGAUCUCAAUGUUCAGCGGGUGGCUUUGGUCAUGUUCAAUUCGGCAGCCCACAACAAACCCUCUCUGAUCCGUGGGCUUCUAAACUCACUUCUCCCACAUCUGUACAAUAAGACCCAGAUCAGGAAAGACCUGGUUCGGGAGGUUGAGAUGGGUCCCUUUAAGCACACAGUAGAUGAUGGGUUGGACGUCCGAAAGGCGGCGUUUGAAUGCAUGUACACGCUACUGGACAGCUGUCUGGACUGUCUGGAUAUCUUUGAGUUUCUGAAUCAUGUGGAAGAAGGUCUGAAAGAUCACUAUGACAUUAAAAUGCUGACCUUCAUUAUGCUUGCCAGACUCUCUAAACUCUGUCCAGGUGCUGUGGUACAAAGACUGGACAGACUAGUUGAACCACUGAAAGCUACGUGCACUACAAAGGUUAAAGCCGGCUCUGUCAAGCAAGAAUUCGAGAAGCAGGAAGAGCUGAGACGUUCCGCCAUGCGUGCCGUCGCUGCCUUGCUGUCCAUCAGCGAAGUAGAUAAAAGCCCCGUUAUGGCUGACUUUGCCAAUCAAAUCAGAAGCAAUACCGAAAUGGCAACCAUCUUUGAGAGCCUGCAAGGAGACCCCUUAACAGCGGCUGUGGAAUCUAUGGACACUACUUAGGGUUCCAUUA
Molecule: messenger RNA, 3789 nt
Organism: Triplophysa rosa
Lineage: Eukaryota; Metazoa; Chordata; Actinopteri; Cypriniformes; Nemacheilidae
Gene: cand2
Product: cullin-associated and neddylation-dissociated 2 (putative)
Exons: 15
Biological process (GO): SCF complex assembly; protein ubiquitination
Cellular component (GO): nucleus
Source: RefSeq, a predicted model, not a curated record